Messenger RNA from Meloidogyne enterolobii, 1212 nucleotides. Lineage: Eukaryota; Metazoa; Nematoda; Chromadorea; Rhabditida; Meloidogynidae. The record is from the annotation of a GenBank genome assembly.
AUGACUGUUGUUGGAGAAGAAGCCAAGGAGUGGACGAGGGUAGAUGCUCCUCUAGACGAGCGCUUAAUUAUAGGAUUGCUUUAUUUGUGUUCUGCUUUGUUUUUUCUGGUUCUUCAAUUCUCUGUGAUUUUUAUCAUUAUAACCUAUAAAGACUUUCGUGGCCACCUCUGCUACAGAAUUAUGCUUUUUAUUUCGAUUGCUGAUUCAAUUCAACUUGUGGUUCAUUCAUAUGGUGGAAUUAUUUGUAUACUGAACAAUUCAUUGAGUUUCUUUGUGGAAAAGGCAGCAGGUGGCCUAGCCAACUCCAUUCUAAUGGCAACAAUGCCCAUUUGCCUUGUUCUAUCAUUAAAUCGACUGCUAGUCUUCCUUCCUUCCAAACUUGAUGAAACAAGGGAAGAACGCUUAUUCAACUGGCUAAUCGCUUUGUCUCUGCUUCACGGCCUUCCCUUCUUUAUUAUUUACUUAACACCUCAUUCUACAAUCGCUUUUCGUUACUAUACCUGGGAUUAUGUCACAAUUUAUAAUAAUUCGACUUGGACUUGGGUUGGAACAUCUACAGCAAUAUUACCUUUACCUUAUAUAACGCUAACUUUUUUGGUGUAUUUGGCUAUUUUUGGUGUUCUUAUUUUACAACGACGAAAAAUAACUACGACAAAACCCAAGGUCACACCAACAGUAUGUCCAACACGAACCACAACCAUGUACCAACACAACACAAAUCUUAUUAGAAAUCAAAAGAAUGAACAAAUUCCAGCAAAUGUUAUUCCAAUAGAGUGGAGUACCUAUAAACCUCCACAGCCUCCCACAACAAAAAACAUCUCCCCCUCAACUCAAAAUCCAAUACAACAUUUAAUUCAACACGAAAGGCGCUUACUCUUCCAAGCGCUAGUUCAAUUUGGUGUUGAAUUCUCUCUUUGUUUAAUUUGGUUUUAUCAAAUGAUUGGUGCGCCGUUACCCGAAGGAGUGGCUUUUAAUGCUUUUAUUAAUUGGUAUUGGAUAUUCUACAAUGGAUUUAGGCCUCUUGUCUAUUUGGCGAUGAACAAAACUGUUCGGAAGCGCCUUCUAGCCCUCUGGCUGAAUCAACCUCAAGCGACUUUGGUGGACUUUGGCAAGCUUCAAAGAGGAGCAGCACCUCAGGGUAUACGUGCUACACCAAGACUUUUUUCUCAAAAUAAACAAACACAAAAUUAUGCUAGUGGGAGAAUGAGUUAG